CUAAAUGAAGUUACGAAAAAUAUUCCUGACCAUCAAUUAUAAGCUCCUUAUAUUUCCCUCAUAACCUUCUUAGAUAAUUUGUUUUCUUGUCCUACGACUUUACAUUUCACCUCGAGGGCUUUUGGCGCCACUGUGUCAAACAUGUCUUCAGGUUUCCAAGGUAAGUCUAUGUCCUGACGUCUUAGCUCUCCAGGAAAAUGUCGGAAGUUAUAUAUCGGUGGUUUAGUAGAAAAUGUCCUUAAAGAUGAUUUAGUCCGCGAGUUGUCUAAGUGUGGUGAAGUAGUUGAUGUGUGGGUUGCCAGAAACCCACCAGGAUUCGCGUUCGCUGAAUAUGUAAAGUCAUCGGAUGCCGAGAAAGCAGUAAGAUCUCUUAAUGGUAUCAACGUUUGUGGCUCAAGAAUCAGAGUCGAGUUCGCGCACGGUGGUCGUACUAAAAGCGGUAAGCACUGUUUUAAACGUAUUCGAAAGAUGGACUACGAAUUAAUUGUACAACGUAACACGGCUUCGUCUUCAUUUAAAUUCAGCUAUCGGGUCAGCGUUUCAUGGUGGUCGAUCAAGUGGCAGGGGCUCAUUUAGGCGUCGAAGUUCUCCUCGUCACAGUAAUAGGGAUUCGUCAUACAACGGUCACCGUCAUGCUGAUUACGAUCAAUUUUCUUCCUUUCACUCUUCAGAAAUAGCCAGUGCUGCUACUGCGUCGGGCUACCCCUACGGGGUAUCAGGCUACCAGUCCGUGCUGCCAUUUCUCCCAUCUACGGAAUUCAUACGAUCCCUACAAAGUCAGUCACGUCGUCGGUCAUCUCCUGGGAGAAUCCAGUUUCCAGUGAACCAAAGAGGACAUUCUCCAAUAUCACGACGAAGGUAAUAAUUUCUGCCAGUGCUCACUUUCUUAGUUCUAACUCCUACUACACUAUCCAUCUGGAAAUUUUGAUAUAUUUAUGUUGUCUCUCAUCAUUAAUAGACUACUGUAUCUAUCAAUUUACGCUAAUAUGAAAGGUUCGUGAGCAAAAUUUUUCAAACUCGAAGUAUGUGUUUAAAGAGUGAUCGCGAUAAUGAUAAGGGGAAUAUCGUCACAUCGUGGGACUUAAAUUAUCGACGUUUAACUCGAAGCUUCUUUCUUUGCUAGUGUGGAAGUUAUUCGUCUGAAGAAUCUUAAGCAUUCAUACCAUAAUUACCUGACAUCGAGGCCUUAUGCUUAUAACUUAGAAUACUACCUGAUCACCAUACUUCAGCCAAUAUGAAUCUAACAGUGGAUGCUACACAUAUUCUUCGAUAAAUCACCUAGAUUUCAGAAGUUAUUCUCAGUAUUUAAGUCUGCGUACGUAAACAUUUACUUCAAACUCAAAAAUUGGAAACUUUUACUUGAAAUUAAGUUUCUUCGUUACUUUAUACCAACUGUCUAACGCGCUGCCACAGUCUCUACGAUGCUUAUUUUUGGUUUCUUUCAGGAGUCGAAGUCCACUAGGUGUUCCAGUGGGAAGACCACGAGGUCGAAGCCCGUUGGAAUAUAACGGUAGGAGUAUGAGUCGCCACCUCGACAUGCGCGGCCGUGGAGGCUACACUGACUUUUCACGCUCUCGAAUACCCAGGGGGCCUCGCACAACCUAUUCACCGCCUUUCGUGAGAGAAAUAAAUGGUAGACAUGAUGAAUCACGUGGACGAAGGGGUCGAGACGAUCGUCGCCGACGUUGAAAAAUGCUACUGGAUCCCAAGACAAAACAUUUCAUAAAUUUAUAUUCAAAUGAUAUGAAGCUAAAUGCAUUUAGUUUUUAUCCAUCUAGUUUUCAAAGAUUUCUUAAUUGUCAUAGGCUUGCCUAGAUGUCAUCGACGUAAUUGAACGAAAAAUUUGUUCAUUCCCAUUUCCUUCCUGUAUUGUAUUACCAGCUGGUGGGCUCGUUAUAUUAAAUAAUAACCAUUUUUACGGAUAGAUGAAAGUGAAAGAACAAAUUACUGCAUCGAAACAUCUAGUUAGUCUUCUCAUUCAUUCAUGUUUGCAUUCAUCGUUGAUCUGUCAGUAUAUAGUAGUCGUAACUAUUUGGUAUCUAUUUGUCAGUGUUGAUACUCAUCAUUAUUUAUGGUGCUUUGGUACUUCAGUUCACAGUGCAUUUCUCCAACAUGACCUCACCUCGAAAUUCAACCCAUCCUACUACUUUUCAAUUUAGUGGUUUUUACAUAAUAUCCAAAUUGUUAGAUAACAUCUUGAAGUAAAUUACUGGAAAUACCAAUUUUUCUUAUCACUCAUUAGUUUCAUAUCUAAUGAGAAGAUCGGUUCUGCGCACGGCAAACUCACCAGACUACUUUUAUGUGAUUGAAAGUUCAUUGAUCUAUAGGCCAUUGUAAAGGUCUUUAUGCUAAAAUAAAAGGCAACUUACGAUACAACGUGUUAUCCAAGCCCAUUUCUUAGAUGUCUUUCUACUGCUUUUCAAAUACGAAGCAUCCUCGAUUCAGAGCGUGUUGACUUCGCGACUUCUGGGGUCCCAAAUAUGUCAUAUUUGUGGACUUUUAGUCUUUCACAAACUCCGACUGUUUAGACUAUCUGAAGACAGGUCAGUUGCCCAAACUACAAUGUGCUAUCGGAUAUCUAAUAGAUGGAAUAAUGAUAAGAAGCCCUUCAACUUCACGUUUAAAUCACGAAACCAUUAUUUGGCGAAUGCAAAAAUCGUUACCACUAACUUAUGCCAGCCACAUGGAGUAGUUUUUAGCGUUAAUCAUUCCAAUCGCCUACUUGUCUACAUCAACGUCUAUAUAAUCAGUACUAUUUUGGGACAUUUAAGGAACAAUCGGUUGAUGAGCACAAAAUCGCCGGACUAUCUAAUUGUACAUCGGUCUACGCCGUGUACUUUUAGUCAUGAAUCUUCCAUAUUACUAGUAAAAAUAUGGAGUGCUUAAAUCGCCGGUACACUUGAAGUAUUUACCAUCUUGGUCAGUUCACUAAGUCGAUGUUUUUGUCAGAUUUUUGAUCCGGUUGGAAAUAAGGUUAAAUAUACACUGUUGUUGUCCACCAUUGUGAUAAGUGAUUGAAUGCUCGAACAACACAUGCAAGAUUCAUUCAAAUGGCUAACAGCAAUCGAAGCAGUAUUCAUGAAGUUUAUGGAACGGUGAAGUUAUAGAAUAAAGAUUUGUGGAUGAACCUCAUCACAUGCGUAGUUCAAAUUUUAAUCGACCAAUUUGAUAGGAUAUUGAUUUUCAAGUUCUUCACUCUGAAUUCAGCUAAAUACGGUGGUUCACCAGAGAAUCGAAACUUUUAUGACUUAUGUUUAAGCCAGUCACAUUAACUUAAGGUCCCUCAAAAAGCUUAGUUAAGUCCUAUUUAUACCUUUUAAACUGAAAAAGAUUUUCCCAUCACCACUCAUUUUUAACAAAUAGGAAAGUCUAUAAAUCCACUGACGUAGUUUGAAGAGUUGUGGACUUUUGAGGUUUUUUUUAGCUAGUAACCUCAUGCACAAAUACUGAUACAAAUGAGCACCAAAAUAAGUUUGCGACACAUAAAUAAAAGAAUAAAGUUGUAAAGAAUGAUAGAAUACAGUCAGAAAUACUUGGUAUUAAAAACAAGUGAACGAGAAUAGUGUACGGAAGGAGACACAAUUCAGUUAGAAGUACAAUCAAAAGAACUUUCAUUUAAGUAAACCUGUCGAUUUUGCAAAAAACGUAGAAAGAAACUACGUCAGCAUGCCAAUGACUGCUGUCUUAAUUCGUACCUAAUAACUCAGGAUACUCAAAUGCAUCAUCUUCAACCAAGAAAUCAUGAUGGGUCGGAUUAUUCAUUAAUAAACGCCUAUCUGGUUUUCAAACCAUGCGCACUGGUACGUUUUCUUAAAGGGAAUUCUUCCAGGGGGUCUGAAAACAUGGAAGUUUUAAUUUAUCGUCGUAAUUCUCCUUUUUCUUCAAAUAUUCUUUGACUUGAAGCAUUUCGACUCUCCGAUAGUACCUUUGAUGUAAAACUUCCUACGUUUGGCUUGACAAAUUUACACCCGGAUAUUCUAUUUCAUGUUAGGACCCGUACUCUACGAUUAAGUGGAUUUCUCAUAACUAGACGGCUACAACUCGUUUUAUGCUCACAAAUCAUACGUCCUAGAUUUAUAUUAACUUAUUUUGACUUAAUAGGGAUUAGUUAAUACGUCUACGCCUCGCGACCAUAUGCAUAACUUAAGGUAGGUGUGUGGUUUUUCUUAUACUCAAGAUGGUUCUCAGAGAGUCAUCUCAGGAACUUAAUUCAAAAACCUAUAACACAUUCGGAACUACGUCUAUCAACUACUCCACAGAGUGACCGAUUACUAAACUUAUCAAAAUUGAGAAAGGUUCAGUUGUAUCAGCAGUUUUCAUCGAUUCGUUCCUUUCUUUAUUCAAUCUAUCAUUUUUCAGAGGCUGUUCCCAUGUCUUGACACAUUGAGUGGACUGCAAGCUACGGGCAUCUUUCCUUCAUACAUUAUACAUCUUAUAAGUGUAAAACAAGCAAAACGUGCUACAAAUUCAAUGUUUAACUCGAGUGCUUUCAAUAAACAAAGCAGGUUUCUGACUGUCAACUCAUCGGAUGAGCAUCGGCUACUAAACCACCGAAUAACAAGCUAUAGUCAGUACAGUUAUAAGCUCUGUCGACACUUCGUUUCCCAUAGUUAGGUUCCCAAAUUCUGCGAGAAUCAUAUGUAAUACAUAUAAUUUUCCACAGACAGCAUGUUUCCGUUCGAAUGGAAUAUUACAUUACUGAAUCUCUUUAUUAUUGUCCAUUGAAGAUGAUUUGUAGUAUUUCUUUUGUACCGUGAUAACAUAUUUCUUGAAAUGGCCUUUUUAUUUUGUUGAUUGUUCGGUUUUUCCCAUUUGAUCAACAUUCUUGGACUGCAGUGCAUUUCCUUGCCACUCAUACAGUAGGAAAAACCUGUCCAGUUUAAAGUACUUUUAAUAAGAACUCAAGUGACAUCAACAAAUAAUCAAAUUCCUGAAUGAGGUCUUUCAGUCAAUGAAUGAUAAAAGUUAAUUAUCUAACAAAAAUAUUGCAUUUGCAACACUGAGAAAUGUGUUCUCUUCCAAAUGUCAACAUUGACUAAAUUUAUUUAGCCUUGUUUCCAACGAUAUAAAUUAUUUGUAAAAUGCGACUACUUCGAGUUCAUUUUUCAUAUCUAAGAUCCUAAAUGGAGGUGCAAUAGUGUUACUAGUCUCUGCAAAUUCAGUGGUAUUUUGUCUCCGUUUAUUCGGUGUAUUCAAAGUGCUUCUGAGCAUCGUUCUUAAGCUGCAAGCGGAAAAGAAACACUGAUGCCAAUGAAAUUCACAUAUUGUGCUCUCAAAUUCAUCUACAUUUGUCAACUGCUGUGAUUAGUAGUUGUCUGUUUAUUUAGUUUUGAUUCAUUUGUGUGGCUUUACUGAAGAAACUUGAACCAUUGUAAAGUAAUUAGUAUUCGCUUAUUAGCUUUUUUUAAUGUCAUGUAGCUAAAUGACUUGUUUGUAUCUAUUUGGAUACCACAAAACUGAAAAAAUACUAACUUAAUAAUCUCACGUGAUUAUAAUUUCGAGUCGACACGCAACAUUGUGUAGUACUUGGUCCUGUCAUUCUGUAAUGGAUUCGGGACAACAACAAGACCGUUUUACUUAACACAAAACCACGCUCACCCACGACGGAAUCAAACAAUAUACUUUUUUGGAAGGCUACUUGUUCGGAUAAGAGGGAAGUUCAUUUGCUAAGCGAGAUAGGUCAAUAACUGACACAUUAGGACUGAGUGACUGAUGGUCGCACUUUAAUAAAGUACAUCAGGCGAUUAUCAAUAUUUUGACUAGUUCACUACCUUAACGUCCAUUUGACUUCCAGUGCAUUUCAGUUGCACUAGUUAAUUCUCUCAUUUGGCUUUUGCUCAGCAUUAGUAUUUAGUUUUAUUGUGUACGAGUUUGACUAUUUCUUUAGCCAACAGUUGCUGAAUGCAAUCUGUAUAUAAUGGAAUAAAUGCAAACAUGAAUCAGUCUCCCUUUGUUUGUACCAAAUAAAUCUUUCUGAUAGAUUCGCCUUUUGGAGUAGUUGGAUAUAGGAGAGAACAAAGUUGUGAUAUUAGUGUAUCAAAGUGCAUUAGAAAAUUACCGUCGAUAUCACGUAUAUGUCUUUUACAUGGUCAAUUUUUCACUAGUUGAUUAUAUGAAGUAAUAAUAAUUGGUUAUGAUUAUCUAAGUAGUACUGAUUUUUAAUACUCGAAUGGGAAACCUAUCUAUUGGUGUACAGCCAUGAUGAGCAUCUAAAAAUGAGAUAUUUCACUCAACUUAUAUUUCCUUUUAUGUCUGAAUAUGAAUACUUAAUUUAUUCCAAAAAUCAGUUAUAUUGCUGGUAUGAAUUGAAUUUAUCUUAUUAACUGAAUACUCAUGUGCAGUGGCGCUUCCCACUGAUUGCUUUUGUCAAGCUGUUCUAUCCUCUUUUAGCAUUUCACAUAUUGCCUUAAAAUUUGACUAGGACUUGUCCUAGAGCCUGGUAUAAUAUCCCAUAGUAAUUCAGCAAAUAAGUGGUGCCGAAAUCCUGAAGUGUAAUGUCUGUUUUUUGAAAAAGUUUAUCUGAUCAAAAUAUGCGAAAGUAUACCUCACGACUAAUCAAAUCAGAUAGUUUUUUGACCAGUUAAGUGUCAGUUUUUUGUUCCCGGGCUCUACUAGUUAAAAUAGCUAGAGAUUACUAUACAGUAAUAAGGAUUUGUUGAAGUGAUCUACUAAGGGACCAAAAAAUGAUAUACCAAUAUUGUUUUUCCUACUGAUAACAGAAUAAGAGAGGUAUUCGAUGAGUCGAGACUUGAAUGUAGUUAGAUAUAGUAUCUAUGUACCUGGGAAAUUCUAUGGUUGCAAUGACUGCUAUUAACUUUGGAAAGUGAAUAACGUAUUGGUGGUUGAAAGCUGUUCAAGGCUAUUAGAAACAGUCUCCGUGAACUAGAGACUGAGGUGUUUUCUAGAAUAUCCUAUGGUGCAGUUCAACUGGCCUCCGUCCAUUGAGUCGUCCUUGACUCGACCACUGCAUAAUUAGGCCACUGAUAUCACAUCCGUGAUUCGUACUGAAGCUAAAUUCACUGGGACUUCGGCAGCGGCGAAUGGAAUAAUUAAUGACAAUCUGCAUUCAGAGCUGUCGUUUUUCGAUCUUGACAUUACCAUUCCAACCACGAAAUGUCUGUCCAAAACCUUUCACCUACCAAGGUUUACGAAGUCAGUUCAUCUCACCAGUUUCCCCUAAUGAAGUAUAUAUCAAUAAACGGUCGUAAUGUUUGGACCAAGUAAUUUUUUUAGGCGCUUUAGAAAAUCUUCAGGUAUGAUAAUCCAAGACUUGUUAUUAACGAAGGGUCUAAAUGGUGUAUGGUGCUGAAGGAUACUUGUCUCAUUUGGUGACUUGGUUGGCAAGUAAUAAGACUGAAACUUUCUUCAAUAACAAUAAAAUAACCAAUUUAAAUUGUACUACAUUCUAAAGGCCCCAAGCUAUAAAGAAAACAGUUGGCUUCAGUACACAGUGAAGUUUUCCUACUCAUCGGUCACUAUCCGUCCAUAAAAUACGUUGGCUUCAAUUCGCUGGUGGUAACCGGUCAUUUAUCUCCAUUUGUCAAAUUCGUGUUUGGUACCACAAAGUAUAUGGGGUCGCUGUAAACGAAUAUGUUGCUCAACAUUUUGUUACGUUUUUCGGGACGGAUGUCCGACAAAGUCAUUGAAACUAAGCAUGCAAAAUAUAUAUGUGCUCGAUCAAGGUUGUAUUUCAUAACAUAUGCUUAUGGGUAAACCAGUUAAUUCCUGUUUUGGUGUAUCCUACUUAUGCCUUUCAACAUAAGUAGUCUGUAACACCAAACAAAUGUGGGAUGCAUGACAGAAGGUUAAGGAGAUCGACUUGAAAAGAAACGAAGAAAUAGAAAGAAAUUGUAAAUUGGAAGAAUCAUACUGAAUGGAAAGAACAAUUGAUGGUAGAUUUGCAAAUGAAUUAUUUAAUGUAUGGUUCUCAUAGUUUACAAAGGUAUCCUGUAAUUUUGUACUAGAUAUUAAGUUGAUUUUCCCCAACUGAAUGUUCCUUCACUACACUAGUCUCAUCUGUAAGGUUCUAUGCUUACUUUAACAUGGGCCACGCAUACUGACUCUCUGCGUGCUUCUAUCUACAGUGGCGACAACAAUAUUGAUAUGAUAUAUGUCCAUCUACCAGCCAACCUUGUCAUGUGAAACAAGGUAUAUAUGCUGUGUCUCGUGUUCGUUUUCAACACAUACCAGAAUAUAUUCCAACAUCUUACCACAAUGACAAGAGGAAAGCAGUUAAAAUUUCCAAGUUAGUGCUUACUUUGUGACACGGUUUGAUCAUUUUGUGAAUUGUGCCCUAACCACCACCCAGCAUCUCCUAAUCCCUACAGGCAGCUGGUUUUCUCUCUACUACAGUCAGGUAUUGCUGAUGGCGUCUGUCCACUUGAUACAGAGUAACCUGCAUAUACGGUUGUUUAUAGAUACCCUUAAUUUCCUGUUGGUGAUCGUGGAAGUCCUCCAAGUUUCAGCUCUGCACAAUAACACUGUUUUGAUGUUGGUGCUUGAAAUUCUGUCUUUGAUGUUGUGCGACAGUUGUUUUGAGUCCCAGAUAUUCUUCAAUUGUAGGAAUGCUGUCCUUAUUUUGCCAAUUCGUGCCUUCACGUUCUCACUAGGUCUUCGUUGUUCAUCAAUGAUGCUAGCUAAGUACGUGAAUGCUCCCAAGUCUUCCAUCAAGUGUGAUAUGUUUUCUGCCUGCGUCUCAUACGAACUUCUUUUAAAACUUUCGUCAUUUGACCUAUGGGAUUCCAUUGUAUUCUGGUGCAAAUCUUUCAUUAAAAAAGUAGCCAAAUCGUCCAUAUGGAUCUUGCUACUCUAAGCCUAUAAACAACGCCAGUGAGAUUAUGGAAGGAAGUGUGCUUAGCCCAUUACUCUUUCUCCUACUUAUUAACGACGUGUGUUCACUAUUUCAGUACAGUGAAACUUCCCUUUUUGCCGAUGACCUGAAAGUGGUUUAUUCACUCUCGUCACCUUUCAAAGAAAACGAUAUUUCAGCGGCAACCCUAGAAGACACGCACAAGUUACACGAAUGGACUGUGUCGUAGAAUCUAUCGGUGAGUGUUGGUAAGGGUGGAUUCACUCACAUUGGCAGAAGACUAAGCUAAAUCUGGUUCUACACAAACACGUACUAAAACUCCUCACCAUUCGAGUGAAUGUAUAGUAGCAGUUUGGACUUUCCGAGCAUAUCACAUCUAAAGUAUCCAAAUCAAGAAAGCGGAUUGAAUUGUUUAUGAUAAAUUUUGUUAGUACUUAUUACAGAUUAUUAUUAUAAAUUCUUGGAUACGGUAUUUUAGUUAACUGUUGUAGAAUUAUGAUUAAUUUAUGUGUAAGUGUAUUUAUCUCUGCUAUCAGAAGAGUAGACGUGAAUACGUGAAUGCUCUCAAGUCUUCCAUCAAGUGUGAUGUGGUUGCUACUUGCUGUGUUGUACUUUAGAAUCUUGUUUUUCCCUUGCAGAUAAUGAGGUGUCCUGCCACAGCAUCCGCUACUACAUUGGCGAACUUCUGUAUUUUUUGUUGUGUAUGCGGUAGAGAGACCAAUUCAUCUUCGAGGUCUAAAUCAGUCAGCUACGUACAAGGCGUCCACUGUGUUUGGUAUUUUUGAAAAAUAAAAGUCUCCAUAAUCUAGUCAACAACUAGCAGAAAGGGAAAAGGUGGAAUUAAGCAUACUCAUCUGGCACUAGUAUUCACUUGGAGUGCAUCUUUUAGUUGUCUUCUGUGCACGACUGUGCAACUCAGCUCUUCUUAGGAGCUUCGCAUUAUGGUGACCAAUCUCUCAUGUACGACACCAUGCUGCAGAGAGUUAUACAAUAUUUUUUUCUAUCGAAAUUCAAAUUCUUUCCUAUAACUAAGGAAGUUGAUACAUAGAGAUGAGGUUUGAUCAAAUGUUUGCUUAGUAAUGAUCUCCAAUGUCGCGAUUUGGUCGGUACGUGAUCUAUCUUUUUGAAAUCCAACUCUUUGGACUCAAAGAUGGCUGUUGACUGAAUCUUUCGUUCUGUUGAAAAAUUUGGCCAGUACUGUUAACGGUAUGAUUCUUCUGUGGUUCUCACACUUAUUAAGGUUUUCUUCCAUAUCUUGAUGAUUUGUCCUUCUUUCCAAUGUGUUAGUACUUGUUUUCCUUUCUGAAUCCUUUUGAAGAGAACGUGAAGUAUCGUAGUUAUUUAUGAAUCUGAAUUCAGUGAUCCAUUUGGUCCGCUAUCUGGUCCUGCUUUUUUGCAAUCCUUGAUUUUUCUGAUGGUCAAGUUGAUUUCUUCUGUUGUUGAUGGAUAUAAUGUACAGGGUGAUCUUAGUGUACCAAUUUAUAUGUCCAGUGGGUUCUGUAGUGUUUGUCUCUUCAAGUACUUGAUGUGGUUCUCGGUUACAUGAUCCGAUGAAACCCAUGUACCUUUGCGUAUACGUCUGUGGGCGAAAAUGGUGUCACCUAAAACCGUGGUAAUGAAAGUGAAUAGAUCUGUCAGUCUCUCACCAUUCUCGUUUCUCUCUCAGUCCAUAUCAUCCGAUGAUGCGUCCACACCCGAUGUUGGUGUUCAGAUUUCCCACCAAAAUGGUGUGAAUUUUUCGUGAACAGUUCUCUACAAUCAAUUAUAGCCUCUCAUGAAACCGAUUGUACUCGUGUUCACUUUUAUCAUUUAGGGGUGCGUGACACUGGAUGAUGCUCAUAGUGAUGCUAUCAUUCGUUCUUCUGAAGGAUGACUUGAUGGUCGUGAAGCCAUGAGAUUGUCAAUCCGUAAGCGACUCUCGUAUUUGUGUAGAGAGUAUCAGUAGGGUUUGUUGUGUUUGUUGGGCAUUUGCUUUUCUGUGAUGAGAAUACAAUCACAACUUUACUGAAGUUAGUCUUUUGUAUCAAGCUUGUGUUCAACGAACUUAAUUUACUGAGAACACGACCAGGUUGUAUGUUCUCAUUAGUGUGGCUAUUUGGAAGACCCUAUCGAUCUUCCAUAUGUCUAUAAUAAUUGUUGCAGUGGUUGUCAUGAUUCCUUCCGAUAAUGUUUGUAUAUCAGUUUCGUGACUUCCUAAGAAUCUCAGGCUUCUCAAUUAGGUGUCAUUACUCUACAACUUUCAAAUCAAAGCUUAAAUAUAAUAAUUGGUUUAUUUUGUUUAGUUCGUCAGCGAGGUUAUUUACGAGGUAGGGCUGCUAACCGUACGAUUAAUCCUCCUGUUUUACACGGAUUUAGAACCGGUGACACCCGUCGAGAGACUCGAGGCAUAGUUGUUAAUAUACGCAUUUUCGUUUUUGUCUAAUUUGGGUGUUGUUUGGUGAUAAUACCGUACUAUAAUGGUACCAUUUUGUCGCAUUGUGUAAUAUUGUACUGUAUGAGCAGCAGUCAGUCUGCCGUUUUUUCUGUUCUUUUCGAUAUUUACUUGAAUACAUAUCAUAGUAAUUAAUAAUCCAAUGCAUAGACCGCUGGGCUUGUUAACAUUUUACAUUUUAGCUUAACUAAAUGUGAGAUAAACAAGCAUAUUUACUGUGUGGUAAGAUAUUGUUACCUAAUCGGUCGAAUAUGCAUGAAAUUCAGACGAAUUCAUGGUUCAUACUUUAAAUACCAACAGUUUGUCCUACUUUUGUUUCACAUGUUCAAAUCUAUUUUUGGUGUAGAUGAUUAAAAGUAGUCACUAGAAGUUUUAUCAACUUAGUUACAAGUUUGUUCAUGUUUUGAUAGUAAUUUCGCUCACAACUUCCCCUAGUCACUUGGAUCUUUAUCGCUAUUCCAAACUCGAGGAGAUCAACAUUGAGCUGUUAUAACUAAAAGUUUAGUAUAUUUUCAUAGGCAUGUCACUCUGUACAGCCCUAUAAAAAUGCGAAGGUUUAAUUUAAUGUACUGUAACAUUUCUGUCAUUUGACGUUGUUUUGUUGUUUUUUCUACACAUAUUGAAAUGCCUAAAUACUUUAAUGUCCUCUCCAGAAACUAAAUUUAUAAGUCUUAUCUUCUACAUAUCUGUCAAUCUUCAAUAUGUAGCGUGUUGUGGAGGGGAGCAGUGACAUCUAAGCGUGAUACAUCGAAGAAAAAUAAAUAAGGGCAGUAAAUGUGCAUUCAAAGAAACACUUAGAAAUUCUUGAACAAAACUAAUCUAAAAUUAGUAGCGAGGACAUCUCGUUGAAGUGAAAAUAUAUGACAUUGUACACACGUUUUCAAAAGUUAGGAUUUUGUUCUCCCUUCGAACACGAUUCUUAUUACAUGCUUUUUGGACUGCCUAGUAAAUGUGAUUCUGAAUGUAAGAAAAUUGAAACAAACAUUAGUUGUUGUCUGAUGUAAGAGUUGGUCACUUAUGUUCAGCUUGUAAAGCACUAAAAACAUUACUAAUCCCAUUGAUUUAAAUAUUGAUGUUUCGAUAGUCUUAAGUACCGGCUGAUCAGUUUAUUUUUGAAAAUUGCUAGCUAUUUCUGGGUAUGAACUUGUCCAGUUCAAAACUAGAUCACUCAAGUUAGACACAUUAAAGAUCUCUAUUUCGCAAAUGUUGCUAAGAUCAAGUCCUACUGAACUUUUUAUUAAGUCUCAUUGAGCAAACAAAUGCUGGACCGAUUAUUUUGUCAUUUUUAAAGUAAAAAUUGUCUGACCAAUAAUAUUAGUUACGUUGGAAUCGGAAACUGACUUUUUUCUUCAAGAGUUUUAUUGUAAGCAUUAUUACUAAUACAAAUUUGGUUCAUGUUGACCGAUACACUUCAAUUUGAUUACCAACUGGAUGUAAUAAUAAUUGUGUAGUUGAAUAUUGGUUCGUAUUCACUGUUCUUUGAAGUAAUUUGGCGUAGCGUUACUAGUAAUCGAUUUUCAUUCAUUGCCAGUUUACCUACAAUUAAAGUCUUGUGAUAAUAAAAUCUGCAUAAAAUCAAAUUUCUCAACAUCAAAGGUUAAAUUACUCAAUAUUGAAACGAAAGGAACUCCCUUAGCUGGAAAUAGUCUUUUUUGUCCUUUUCAUCGAUUACAUAUUGUUCUCCUUUGCUUAUUUAUUCAUUGGCAGUUUUAUCUUUUUGUGUUGUCUACUAUUUUUGUUGUCUAGUCAUACCCUGGCGACUUCGAUUUAAGUUUAGUAAUAAAUAUAGCUCAAAAUCAAAUAUAUAAACGUGUAUGUGAUAGAUGAUUGACAUAGGACAUACUAUUACUAAUUUAUGGUUUGAUUAGCCUAGUUGAAUCAAUACCUUGUAGGUAAAUUUAGGCUUGGUUACUAAGUUACAUUUUUCUAAUAUUUAAAAGAUGCUAACUACCGAAGAGAGAUACUAACAAGUUUGAAGAAACUGUCAAAUUCUUUUAGAUUUCCAAACUUAACCCAACUGAUAUUAGUCGUUGAUGAAAUUAUUUUUCAAAUUAUUCAUUUAAAUGUGGCUAUUUCACUGAAUUUCACAAUUGUCUGAAUUUACUUGCACAUCAAAUCUUAUUUCAUUACCAAAAAAUCAUUGAAAAAUAAAUUGAACUCACAUAGAUCAGAAUGUAUUUUCUGCUGCACUGUCGGGAAAUAUAUUGAUUGAUAUACGAGAAAUUGUUGACAGUCAGAAAAAAAUAGGAUCUAUUCAAAUGAUUAGAAAUAUCAUAUUACAUAUGAUAAUUUUUACAAAAUCCAAUUCAUUCGCUGUUAUCAUUUGUCUAUUCGUUUACAAUAGUUGUCGAACACAAUUCAUCACAAGCUAUAAUAACAUUAAUUUUAAGCAGAAAUAAAUGGUGGCUUGCAGUGGAAUCCGAAAUACACGUUUCAUCAUAUUUGGAACCCUCCUGGUAGAUGUACCUGCAUCAGAGUUAAUGUUCACUCUGCGAUUCGAACCCAGUACUUUUCGCUUCAAAUACCAAUGCAUUAACCCUACUAGCUACCGAGUCCAGAGAACUCAUUUAUACAAUGGGUGAUAUAUUCUAAUUCAAUUGAUCAGUCUUAAACAUCAGUGGGAAGAUUCAAACAACCAAUACUAAUAAAUUAUUAGUAAUUUUACUUCUUUCUAGUAGUUUGUGGGACAUUUUCACAGUUUGUCUCAUUGUUAUUUUGUUUACCCAAUACUUUGAUUAGUGUGUUUCUAUUUCGUUUCAGGUUAAUAAUCUCUAUUCGACAACAAUAAUACAUUGAAUAAUGAACACUAGUGAACAAACCGUCGAUCGACCAUUUGUUACUACCGAUGGAAAAAUAUGGCCAGCAAAUGUUUUUGUACCUUGUAAAAGAUACUAUUGUAUUAAAUAUACUAAAGAAAUGCUUGUAUCGAAAAUUACCGAGAAAUGUUUAAAGCCUGAUGAUGGGAAUUUUAUUGAUUUGUGGGUAUUGACUAGAAUUAAUCAUUGGGAUCAUGAAAUAGAGACCACUGUUUGUUUAACCGACAAAUAUUUAAUGCUUAUAAGCUUUAAUUUUAUCAAUGAAGAUUGUACUUCAAAACGUGUUCUGUUACAAUCCAUUAAAACCAUACAUGUUGGAAAUUUAAUUCAACCAAAUUGGUCUGCAUUACCCCAGCGUAACUAUGGUGGUGUUCAAAUAAUUUGGGGUGAAUUGGAAGAAACAAAAUGGAUUGAUCGUUGGAAUCCAAUAUCUCAAGAUGUUCCAAUGGUUAUUUUACAUCAUCAUCCUUGUUUUUAUUCACCGGAUCCAUUGUCAGACAAAGAUAUGUACAACUGUGAUCUAGCCAUUUCAGCUAUUUCUAAGUCUUUGUCUAAAUAUGAUAUUCAAGUUGAAUAUGCCAAUAUUCAUUUAAAUUCACAUAUCAAUUUCUUUACAAUUAUUUACAAUCAAAGUAAUCUAGGUUUUUGCAAAGAUCGAAAUGGUGUUAGUUUUUAAAUCCAAACAAAAAAAAAAAUAGACAAAAAAUAAUCAUAUGCUUAUUGUUUUAUUUUUUAUGCAUGAUUUUUAUGCUGAACAAUUUCUAUAGAAAUACUCUAUUCACUUACUUUUAUUCACCUACUACAAUUGAUACACAUUUCAAUAAUCAUAAUCACUUGAGCACAUAAAUCAAUAAUACAAUGUUUACAUGAUUAUAUUUUCUUAUUCAUGUGUAUACUGUUGUUUCAAGUUAAUCAAUUGAUUAAUUCCAUGUUACUAAUCCAAUAGUUUUACUGUUUUACUCUGUUUCUUUUUUCUCUUUUUUUUUUCUACUCAAAAAAAUAAUUCAUUUAUUGUUAGUUUUAAAUGUUUUCAUGUAGAAAAUGCUUUAAUAUUUUUAAAUGUUUGUUUUUACUAUUCAAAGUUGAUUAAUUUAAUUUUUGUUUUAUUCUGCCAUUAUAUUGUGAUCAAUUUUACAGAUUGUGUUUUUUUUAAAAAAAAAAACUCACCUACACCAUUAAAACACUCAUUUUGUACUCCACACACACACACACAUUCAUUCGAUAUAAUGGUUACUUUCAAAAGAUCACUGUAAUUUAACCAUUACAUAUUCAUUUUUUUCGUUUUCAUUAUUCAGUUCACUUUCCUUCCUUUUUGUAACAUUGAUGAUAAUAAAUACUAGUAGUAAUAUUUUUUUACGGAGUUUUGUUCUCUGAGCUGAAUGGUCUGUGAAAGUCACACUGAACUCGGUAAACUUGUUAACAUCUGGAAAGAAGGAUGUGUUCAAGUUUUAUAGUGGUGUUUGUGCAGACGUCCGAUGCUUCGUUCGCUUUAGUUUUUUUCUUGGGUAGUACCUGGUGGUUAUGUGAGGCUGUCGGCUCCUCUCUUUAUUCUGACGUCUUCUGUAGACCUAUUGACGACUUUAUGUAUGCAGAUGUGGUUCCCGUUAUGUAAUCCGGCGAAACCCAUGUACCUUUGCGUAUACGUCUGUGGGCGAAAAUGGUGUCACUUAAAACCGUUUUAAUGAAAGUGAAGUGUCGUUGUAGUUAUGUAUGAAUCUGAAUUCAGUGAUCCAUUUGGUCCGCUAUCUGGUCCUGCUUUUUUGCAAUCCUUGAUUUUUCUGAUGGUCAAGUUGAUUUCUUCUGUUGUUGAUGGAUAUAAUGUACAGGGUGAUCUUAGUGUACCAAUUUAUAUGUCCAGUGGGUUCUGUAGUGUUUGUCUCUUCAAGUACUUGAUGUGGUUCUCGGUUACAUGAUCCGAUGAAACCCAUGUACCUUUGCGUAUACGUCUGUGGGCGAAAAUGGUGUCACCUAAAACCGUGGUAAUGAAAGUGAAUAGAUCUGUCAGUCUCUCACCAUUCUCGUUUCUCUCUCAGUCCAUAUCAUCCGAUGAUGCGUCCAC
This is a messenger RNA of Schistosoma haematobium, 16115 nucleotides long. RefSeq names its product Tumor protein p63 regulated, variant 2. NCBI's taxonomy places the organism in Eukaryota, Metazoa, Platyhelminthes, Trematoda, Strigeidida, Schistosomatidae. Gene Ontology annotation, biological process: mRNA splicing, via spliceosome. The coding region runs from base 14040 to 14732 and encodes 230 amino acids. The record is from RefSeq and is a predicted model, not a curated record. The transcript has 5 exons. Gene Ontology annotation, molecular function: RNA binding. Gene Ontology annotation, cellular component: nuclear speck; cytoplasm.